Ostreobium quekettii is the source of this 873-nucleotide messenger RNA. NCBI's taxonomy places the organism in Eukaryota, Viridiplantae, Chlorophyta, Ulvophyceae, Bryopsidales, Ostreobiaceae. The record is from the annotation of a GenBank genome assembly.
AUGGCCAGGAGCAGCCAGAAUUUCGAGGGCGAGAUGUCGGCAUUGCGGGCCGAGAAUGAGUCACUCGGAGCAGAACUUGAUAAUGCGAGACAGCAGAUCAACUCUCUCACGCGCUUGCAGCUGGAGCUGCAGGCGCGGCAGCCCGACCUUGAGAAAGCUGUGAAAGCGGCCGUGUAUCAGGAGCAGCUGUCCCAAGACUUGCGAAAUCAGAAGGCUCUCGACCUACUUCAAAAUAAGGAUGCCAUAAUAUCAAGGCUCGAGAAGAGCCACGCACAGCUCCUGUCUGAAAAUAAACAGAUUCAAGGGCUACUGUCCAAAGCUUCUGAGGAGGCUGCCAGAAACGCCUCGUUGUUGGAGGAGUCCUUCAGAGCAAGAGAGAAAAUCGAGUUGCAGAUGCAGAGGGAACAUGCAGAAGCCGCGGCGAAGCAGGCUUCCCUGAAGACGGAAAUCGCUGCACUUUCCGGCGAGGUUGCAGCGGUACAGAGCCAAAGAUCCGACUUGGAAGCCGCCAUCCGGGCAGCUGAUGAGGCGCAGGCAAGAGCGUCCAGGCUCGAGGCAGAGCUUGGGCACCAAUUCCAGGCUCUUAACGCCGCUACAGAGGAAACCGGGAGGUUAUCAUCAAAGCUUUCAGAAGCACGAUCACGCAUUGAGGAAUUGGAGGAGUCCAGCAUUGCGCAAGGCAAAGAAUACGGGACACAUUCAGAGGACAUGGCAAAAGCGCACGACAGCGAUGUCCAGCGGCUUCAACAGCAAGUGGCGGACCUGGAGGACUCGUUGGCGCAGCAGCGUCACAAUUCCAGUAGCGCACCGCGGCCCAUCAGCAAGGCCCGUCGAAGUGCCGAUUCUUUGAAUAUCUCCCUGGCCGCAGGUUAA